UAUUGUAUUGAAAAACUAUCAUUGGCCUAAGUUGUUAUGAAACACAAAAAUAUUCUUGCAGAGGAUAUUCAUUGAAAAUGCAUCAAGAGUAUAAUGUAUGACCGUUAUAACGGUUUUAGCUCUCCAACCUUCCCCAACACAAAACUCCUCUCUCCCUUCACAUCUCUCUCCUCUUCAGAACUCAAAAACAUUUUUUUUCUAUUUUGAAUUCUGCAGCCAUAAGAAUUGUCAAAUUGAAGCUAAGAGAUUAUUACUGAAUUUCUGUUAAUUGAUACUACCACAUGCAGCAGCUUGAUACUUCAUAUUCAAAGGUGUCUAUAUGACUUGUUCUAUAAAAUGUUUGACUGUGGAUACAAGUCACAAUUCAUUGGAGGCCAGAGGGAGAAAUUUGUGAGAUUGGAUGAUAUAGAUUCUACAAUGUCACUGAAUACUAAUAAAGCUGGAAUGAAGAAAUUCUGGUUAAAUUUAGAAGGAUUUUCCCUCAGAGGCCGUAGAAAGAGAAAUCCAUCGCAAUCUUUCAGGUUUGGGAUGAAGAAGGGAUCAGAAGGACUGAUAACAUUUGGUCGACACUUAAAAACUGGAGUCUCUCGUGCAGUAUUUCCUGAAGAUCUUAAAGUAUCUGAAAAAAUGAUAUUUGAUCCUCAAGACAAAUCUCUUCUGUUGUGGAACAGGCUUUUUGUCAUUUCCUGCAUUCUUGCAGUAUCUGUUGAUCCUUUGUUCUUUUAUCUCCCUGUGUUUAACUAUAAGAUGGUGUGCUUGGGCAUGGAUACAAAUCUAGCAGCUACCAUUACAGCUGUUCGGACCAUGCUUGAUGCUUUUUAUCUGCUCCGUAUGACUCUUCAGUUUCGAACAGCCUACGUUGCACCUUCAUCACGGGUUUUUGGUCGAGGUGAACUUGUUAUAGAUUCUGGACAGAUAGCUGCUCGUUAUUUACGUCAUUACUUCAUUGUUGAUUUUCUUGCUGUGCUACCUUUACCACAGAUGGUAGUGUGGAAAUAUCUUACUGAGACCAAGAAAGGUUCAGAGGUUUUGGCUACUAAACAAGCAUUGUUAAUUAUCGUCUUUCUUCAAUACAUCCCAAGAUUUUUCCGCUUUAUUCCUUUAACUUCAGACCUGAAAAAGACUGCUGGUGCUUUUGCUGACAGCGCUUGGGCUGGUGCUGCAUACUAUCUUCUAUGGUACAUGCUUGCUAGUCAUAUAGCAGGAGCUUUCUGGUACUUAUUGGCUGUUGAAAGAAAGGACACAUGCUGGCAGAAAGCUUGCAUUCAGAGUGGGAGAUGUGUGAUAAGCUUCUUGUAUUGUGGCAACCGGGUAUUGCCCGGUUUCCAUGAAUGGCGGAGGAUCAGCGAGGGUGUCCUUUCGAAAAACUGUAAUGUUGCUGAAGAUGGUAAUUCUAAUUUUAAUUAUGGAAUCUAUACACAGGCCAUGUUAUCAGACAUUGUCGCAUCCAGGAUAUUCGUCACUAAAUUCUUUUACUGUUUAUGGUGGGGCUUGCAAAACUUGAGUACACUUGGUCAGGGUCUUGCAACCAGCACCUAUCCUUUAGAGGUUCUGUUUUCUAUAGCAAUAGCUAUUUCUGGGCUUAUCCUCUUUGCACUUUUGAUUGGAAACAUGCAGACCUACCUUUCAUCAAUAACAGUUCGUCUAGAGGAAAUGAGGAUCAAGAGGCGUGAUUCAGAGCAGUGGAUGCAUCAUCGCUUGCUUCCGCAGGAUCUUAGAGAGCGAGUCAGGCGCUAUGAUCAGUACAAGUGGUUGGAAACUCGUGGAGUGGAUGAGGAAAGUUUAGUCCAGACUCUACCAAAAGAUCUCAGGAGGGAUAUCAAGAGACAUCUUUGUUUAAAUUUGGUUAGAAGGGUUCCUCUUUUUGCCAAUAUGGAUGAAAGGUUGCUUGAUGCCAUUUGUGAACGACUGAAGCCAAGUCUAUACACAGAACAAACAUACAUAGUCCGGGAAGGGGACCCUGUAGAUGAGAUGUUGUUCAUUAUUCGUGGCCGCCUGGAGAGUGUGACCACAGAUGGUGGAAGGAGUGGAUUUUUCAACAGAGGGUUCUUGAAAGAAGGGGACUUUUGUGGAGAAGAGCUUCUAACUUGGGCACUGGAUCCAAAAGCUGGCGCUAGUUUACCAUCAUCUACUAGGACAGUUUGGGCCUUAACUGAGGUAGAGGCAUUUGCUUUAGAAGCUGAAGAGCUGAAGUUCGUCGCAAGUCAGUUUAGGCGUCUUCACAGCAGGCAGGUUCAACACACUUUCCGUUUCUACUCGCAACAAUGGAGGACAUGGGCUUCUUGCUUAAUCCAAGCAUCUUGGAGACGGUAUGCCAGGAGAAAGGCAGCAGAACUUCGUAUGCUAGAAGAAGAAGAAGACGAAGAAAAAGAAGAAAUGGAAUACGAGGAGGAAUAUAAUGAUGAACAAGCAUUAGUUCAGCGAAGUGAUAGUUCUUCCACGCUGGGGGCGACACUCCUUGCCUCUCGCUUUGCAGCCAAUGCUAUUCGUGCUCACAGGCUUCGCAGCACAAACAGUACCGCAGGCUUGCUGACACUGCAAAAGCCCCCAGAACCUGACUUUAGCGAAGAGUAAAUAGUGAGUUUGUUUUGAUGAGUGAAGCCAAUUCGAUUAUUUUGUUUGCAUGGUAAAUCUAGUUAUGCAGCAUCUGUUGUAUGUAACAACUGUAAGAAAUGUGUGUUCUCAAUUCCUAGGAUAGUACAUAAUUUCUACUUCGGUACAGAAAUAUGCCAGAGUAUAUGACUCACAAUUUGCAUAAAUUAAGUGUAACUUGUACGGAUUUAUGGAUAUUGAAAACUAGCCUUUAACAUCCCAUAAGGAAUAUAAAAAUUCUGGCAUCAGCUUCAAUUCA
Ricinus communis (castor bean) is the source of this 2851-nucleotide messenger RNA. RefSeq names its product putative cyclic nucleotide-gated ion channel 7. The transcript is spliced from 8 exons. Gene Ontology annotation, cellular component: membrane. NCBI's taxonomy places the organism in Eukaryota, Viridiplantae, Streptophyta, Magnoliopsida, Malpighiales, Euphorbiaceae. The record is from RefSeq and is a predicted model, not a curated record. Gene Ontology annotation, molecular function: monoatomic ion channel activity. Gene Ontology annotation, biological process: monoatomic ion transport; transmembrane transport. The coding region runs from base 337 to 2574 and encodes 745 amino acids.